CUUCUAAACAUCGUUUAUCUUUAACUUUCACUUUCGGCUCAGCGCUGACGGAGGUUAUUGUAUACGAACUACGAAGGUAGAUUGGAAAUACUUUCUAGAAUAUUCUAUUGUUUUAGUUGAGUGAUUGACGGCUAACGUUAUUAAAAUCUGUUUAUAAUUGUCCAAAUAAUUGAAAUCAAGCUUCGAUCAGAUCAGAGAUUACUUUCGUUUUCCUCUCACAAUCUUCGUCUUUCGAGUUGAGCUUGUCAACACUUCAGUCAUGACGGAGGAACACCAGGAUGUUGUUCUGCAAGGCAAGGCAAGGCAAGGCCAUUUUAUUUAUACAAUUUAGAGGCAGAUUUACGCAGCGAAUCUGACAUCCGGUCACUGACUGGAGCAGAAAGUUGUCAUCAGCUGUUACCUGAACAAAAGGACCUCAGCUUUGAAAUGACACAAAAAAAGAAGUCUCUUGUUCAGCUUUUAAAACAAAUGAAAGACAUCUCAGCUGAUUUCAAGGAUGCUCUAACAGACAACGGAGUCUUGGUUGAUAACCUCUCUAUCCUGAAGGACAUGAAGACCCACAUGAAGGAUAUGCAGAGUUUCCUUGAUGAUCACAUUUGUUCUCUUGAGGCAAACAUCCAGAAUCAGCCAAACCGGGAAUCAGUCACGAAUGUGACGAAGCCCCGCGAUGAUAACUGUCCUGAAGGAGCACACGGUGAAUUGAAGUACCAGAUGGUUGUUGGCGGGACAACCUUUGGUGCACAUGAUCAGCUGAUGGAGAAAGUGAAGAAGGAAGUUCAGGAUCAGUUUGAUCUUGUUCAAAGCAACAGCGAUGACUACGGCGUCACUAUUGUCUUCUGCCCCAUCGUUUCUCGCAUGGGACCAGAUGUUGAGUCAGCCCUGAGAGAUGUUAAAGGUGAUAAACCUGUUAUUCUGGUUUUGAUGCACCACGCAUAUGAGGCCAAGUUCAUUCCAAAGGUGGAACCAGGGCGUGGCGACGCUAACGUUCAGCUGCAAGUCAACGUUUUCUUCCACGAGACGAAACAUGGAUUACUUCACUGUGAAGAAAAUACAGCUGCUGUUUGCAAUAUAAAAAACAAAAUACAGGAGUGCACCAUUUCAAAUGCCCUGGUUGUGGCUGCUGGAAAUACUGGAACACUGGCAGCAAUACCAGAAAUGGCGGUAGCAGUCGUCUAUUAUAUACUAGAUUUGUUUAACUAAAGCAACACAAUGUAAUGAACCACAACCAACACAAGUCAAACAGUCAAAAUUUGAACGAGACAUGUUGGAUUUUACUUUCCUACCGAUUGUGGAAAAAUUAUUUUAUCCUCAUUUGUAAAAAAUGUAGCUACUGAUUUGUGUUCUAAUGCUGUCCGUAAUCAUUUAAAACAUUACAUUGCAUACCUUCUUCAUCUAACUUGUGUUUUGGCAGUUUACAUUUUUGUUGUAUUGUGAGCUGCACAUCAGACUUAUCUUUUCAGAAAAUGCUUUUCUCGUAAUCAAAUUUCCAGUGUCCAGUUUAUAUUGUUGUUUCUGUUUAUAAAUUAGAUGUGAAUUUACAUUUGAUUAAAGAGUGCCACAAAAUUCCUUAGGGGGCAAAAGGAUGACCUUUGAAUAUCUAUCUAGGCCAAAUACUACAAUUACUGCAAACAUUAAAAUAAAAUGGAUAUAUUAUGGCUAAAUACAUUAUUGUGAAUUGUUGCUGUACCUGAUUCUAAAAAUACUUAUUAAAUCAGAUACAAAUGUAUUACGAGUGUAAUCAUAUUGUCUGUAGUCUUUUUUUUAUAUAGUAAAUAUUUCUCUAGCUGUCGUGAACUUGGAACAUGUAUUUUUAGAUGUUUUAACAUUUAAGAUUAUUAUUGAUCAAAAUUCACUGCAAUUUAAUAAACUCUGCUGAUUAUAAAAAAGAAAAAUGUUAAACAAUCAACAGUUCCGUCAUUACAUAUAAUGAUUAGUAUAUUAUAUGUCCAGACUAGCAGGUUACAGUUGUUAUAAUAAAUUAUCUCAACUAUAUUACAUUAUUUAAGUUAAUCUUUAAUUAAAGGAAAAUAUUUUUAACAUGUCGAAUUCCCCAUGCUUUUAUUCUGGAAAAAGAGAAUCUAUUUUGCUCUGAAAAGCCAGGCCGGAAGUGCAACAUUGUUUACAAAUAUAAGCUGCUUUCUGUUUGCGCGUGCUAUGAAGAUAAAUGUUUUUUUCCCAUUACAUUUUUUGACUUUUUUUCUGACAAAAACGGCCACCAACGAGUUUUCUGCAGCAUCACCACCAUGACAAUUUAUCAAGAAGUUAUAUUAGUUUAAACAAUUACCUGCACAACAGUUAGCUAACAGUUAGCUCAAAGGUGUUCUGCAGCAUGGCAGCUUGAUUCAUUUCAGCAGGUGUUAGCUACAGGGAGGACAAGUCUGUCUCUACAGGCUGCACGUCCUUCACUUUUCCGAGGACAGUUUAAGGUUAAUAUUAUCUGUUUUAGCAGCUAGGUUAGCUAUUAGUUAGCUUUGACGUGUCUUCAACUAUCCAACUGUAAAUGCCAGUAACGUAAGCAGAAGUUUGUCUCGCGUAUGUGUCAUGCUCCUCGGUCGCUUUCUGUUGAGCCCCUGCAGAUCCACGUGUUCAAAAAUAGUUUGUUUACAUAGAGGUUUUACUGUCAAUAAACCAUCAUCAUCUCACAGACUAGAUACCAUCUCUCACAGCCACUAUCGUACCGUCAACCCAUUGAAGCCAUCCACACACCGGUUAAAGGCUCAUACCUGCCUUUAUCAGUUAACAGUGUGUAAUAUGCAGCCAGCCAGUAUAUCCUAUGGCAAAGACACCACUGUUAUUGCCCCAGAUGAUGAUGAUGUGGAGGAAGAGCUUUGCCCGGGAACCUCCACAGUGUCAGAUCCAGCAGGACCAAAUGAGAAGAAGACGAAAAGGAAGAAGAGGAGGGAGAAGAGGAAAUUAAUAAACAGACACCUCAAGUCAGCUGAAACCUCGGACAAUUAUAUGUCAGAGCUUCCGUUUUCUCUGACCAGCCCCACCACAUGGAAAGAGCUUGGAUUCUCCGGCCCAGCUUCAACUCAGAAGAAGAGGAAGAGGAAGAGAGGAGACAUUGGAGUGCGAGUUGACAGCGAAGAGGACGCAGAUAAGAAGAAAAAAAAGAAAGAAAGCGUGCGGCCCAACUUUUUUAUCUCCAUCCCCAUCACUAACACACAGAUCAGCUCAGCCGUAACCCAGGUCCAAGAGGCGGUACUUCAGCAGGAGCCCCGAUUGGCCAGAACCAUGAUCCCUGUCCCAACUCUCCACAUCACGCUAUUAGUCACUCAUCUCGCCAGUCAGGAGCAAGUAGACCUGGCCGCAACCGUCCUGGCUGAGGCCGAGCCGUCAUUGGCCGAGCUGCUGGGUGGGCGGGAUCUGGUGCUGCCCUUCUCGGGGAUCGGUCAUUUCAGGAAGGAGGUGGUGUUUGUUGGGCUGGCCCCCGGACAACACAGACACACACUGGACAGUCUGGCAGAGUUGUUGCAAAGCCGUUUUGAAGAGCAGGGUCUUCUGCAAGAAGGCAAUCGCGGGUUUGAACCCCACCUCACCAUGAUGAAGCUGUCCCGAGCACCGAAACUACGAUCCCAGGGUAUGAAACGUGUGGACCCAGCUCUCUACUCAAACUAUACAAACAAGUUUUUCGGGGACCAGACAGUCGAGCGGGUGGAUCUUUGUUCCAUGUUGAAAAAGAAGCAAAAAGAUGGAUAUUACCACACUGAGACUUCACUACAACUUGGUGGGCGUCGCCGGUCUGAGCCAGACGAGGCAGAGCUACUGAGGGUGAGCCGGCGAUUGGUCGAGGAUGCUGUCAAUCGCGCCUUGCUACAGUACAAACAAGAAACACUUCAAAAUGGGGGAGGACCGAAUGCCACGGCACCGCAGCCCCCUGGAAACACUGACGAAACAAAGACGGACACUACAGCUAACUCCACCACUGACUACAGGAAGUGACUACAUUGGACUGACAAUGCGGACAACAUCAGCCAGGCCCGGGCUCAACAGGAGAAGAGUCAGUGAGCCCUGGGCACAAAGCCUGAACACGCCAACUAGCUGACGAGCUAACCCAGCUUGCCCACCACAACGGCUAGGCAGGCAUGCUAGCUACCCGCCCAACUGACCUGGCUGGUUAAAUAGAUAAUGUAGCUUGUGUUCAGUGCUAAGUGACCAUCCAAACAGGCGUUAUUAACUCACUACAUCAAACAGCAGGGGCCUCGACCCACGAUCCUCACUACGCUUUGGGUCUGCGUUUGAAUGUCAGACUUAGAAAAGCACUCCUGUAGAGACUCACAUGCACAUGUAAGGUUCACUUUGAACCUGCCACUCACAAAACAGCCCGUUCAGAAUAAUCAUGUUUUGUAAACACCUGCACUUAAAAUGGUACUCAAUAUCCAUAAUUUUCCAAUGAAAAAAAAUAUAUUCCUCCUCCAUUUUG
Gymnodraco acuticeps is the source of this 4423-nucleotide messenger RNA. RefSeq names its product A-kinase anchor protein 7-like. Gene Ontology annotation, molecular function: protein kinase A regulatory subunit binding. NCBI's taxonomy places the organism in Eukaryota, Metazoa, Chordata, Actinopteri, Perciformes, Bathydraconidae. The transcript is spliced from 16 exons. Gene Ontology annotation, cellular component: cytosol. Bases 2542 to 3942 code for a protein of 466 amino acids. The record is from RefSeq and is a predicted model, not a curated record.